GCCUUGGCAGAGCAUGAGGACGAGCUCCCAGAGCACUUCAAGCCUUCGCAGCUCAUCAAAGACCUGGCCAGAGAGAUCCGGCUCAGCGAGAAUGCCUCCAAAGCCAUCCGACCGGAAGUGAAUGCCAUCGCCUCCUCAGAGGAAGUCUGUGACGGGGACCGGGAGAAGGAGGAACCCCCCUCUCCCAUUGAGGCCACUCUGCCACGAUCCCUCCUGGAGAAAGUGUCCAAAAAAAAGACUCCCAAAACUGUGAAGUUGCCCAAGCCGUCCAAAAUCCCCAAGCCCCCAAAGCCUCCCAAGUCCCCAAAGCCCCCCAAAGCCCUGAAGCUCAAGGAUGGGGGCAAGAAGAAAGGGAAGAAGCCCCGGGAGUCAGCCUCACCCACCAUCCCUAACCUGGACCUGCUGGAGGCCCACACCAAGGAGGCGCUGACCAAGAUGGAGCCUCCCAAGAAGGGCAAGGCUACAAAGAGUGUCCUGAGUGUCCCCAACAAAGAUGUGGUCCACACACAGAACGAUGUGGAGAGGCUGGAAAUUCGAGAACAAACUAAGAGCAAGUCGGAGGCCAAGUGGAAGUAUAAG
Molecule: messenger RNA, 579 nt
Organism: Carlito syrichta (Philippine tarsier)
Lineage: Eukaryota; Metazoa; Chordata; Mammalia; Primates; Tarsiidae
Product: lysine-specific demethylase PHF2-like
Exons: 3
Source: RefSeq, a predicted model, not a curated record